UCCUACACCCGCGGAUAAAACGCCCGCACGCGCAACGCCACCGCGAGAGAGCCUGAGACCAUCAGCCGGUCGCCAACUUUUGCCUUUCCUCGCCCAUCAUCACCACCUCCGUCGCCCCUCCCUCGCCUUUCCAUUCCCUUCGCCGCCGCUAGCCUUUUCGCUUCCAAGCUUCCAUUCCGUCCAUCAUCAGAUGGGCCACCUUCUCCUGCUCCUCCUGGCCCUCCUCCUCGCUUCCACCCGCGCCGCCGCCUUCCACGCCAGCGCCGCCGCCUUCGCCGAGGACAAGGGCAUUGCCGGGAUCAGGGGCGUGAUAGGGUCGAGGCCGCCGAGCUGCGCGGGGAGGUGCAGGUCCUGCGGGCACUGCGAGGCCGUCCAGGUGCCCAUUUCUCCACAGGAGCUGCAGAAGAGGAAAAAGAAGAAGGAGCUUGGGCGCCAUGGCAGCCGGGCUGCUGAAGCCGGUGGUGGUGGUAGGAGAGCAAUGCCGUCCUCCUACGACGACCACUCCAACUACAAGCCGUUGAGCUGGAGGUGCAAGUGCGGGCGCUUGAUACUGACCCCAUGAACUGCAUGAUAUAGUAUAUAUAGUGAUCUUUUGGGGUUUUCUUGGUGGGUCUUGUUUGACUUUCUUGUGCCACUGGGGGUGGUCGUCGGUCCUUUUGUCUGUCUGGUUGGUUCAUGUUGACCGUGGAUGAUGAAAUCUUGAGGAACUCGGCGUCAUUGGUUCUUGUCCCGUUCUUGUUUCAAGAUAUACGUAGAGGACUAAUCAGUCCCUAAUACUACCAGCUACUCCUAGUAGUUAAUUAGUUUUUUGUAAAGGUUCCCGACGAGUUUGCCGUGUUGAUCAUGCAAAUCAGACGUCAGGGAACUGGCCGGUUUGCCUAUUUUGCUGUAAGCUUUGCCAUGCUCUCAUUCUAGCUGGGGUUUACGUGCUGUAGUAAUUUGUUUCUGGGUUUAGCUUACUACCGUCUUUGGGACUUUGAUACGACUCUGUAUACCGGACAAGACAUGUCUUAGUACUGCUAUAGUAGUAUCAUCCUACCCAAUGGAUCCCUUGUUUCUCGGUGGAGUGAAUUCUUUGAUCUAGAUCCUACCUACGUACAAUCCCGCUAUAGGCCUUGGAAACGGCUGAAAGUAGGGGAGGCAUUUAUUUAGUU
Molecule: messenger RNA, 1154 nt
Organism: Triticum aestivum (bread wheat)
Lineage: Eukaryota; Viridiplantae; Streptophyta; Magnoliopsida; Poales; Poaceae
Product: EPIDERMAL PATTERNING FACTOR-like protein 2
Exons: 2
Coding region: 191-562 (123 amino acids)
Biological process (GO): guard cell differentiation; stomatal complex development
Source: RefSeq, a predicted model, not a curated record